Daphnia carinata is the source of this 2821-nucleotide messenger RNA. RefSeq names its product nuclear receptor coactivator 6-like. The transcript is spliced from 3 exons. NCBI's taxonomy places the organism in Eukaryota, Metazoa, Arthropoda, Branchiopoda, Diplostraca, Daphniidae. Gene Ontology annotation, molecular function: chitin binding. The record is from RefSeq and is a predicted model, not a curated record. Gene Ontology annotation, cellular component: extracellular region. The coding region runs from base 118 to 2412 and encodes 764 amino acids.
GGGUCAUUCUGUCAGCCGUCAGUUCCAGUUUCUUUUAACAGACAUCAUCAACUGCAAAAACAAAAUUCCAUUUGUCGUCGCUUCAUUUCACAUCAAGUACGCUCCGUUCCUGUAGUAAUGAUUCAUCAUUCGCAAUUUUCUGCCGUGUCCUUUUCAGUGUGGGUGAUCGUGACGCUAUUGUUGUUCGGUUCCCGCAGUCAUGCCUUAGGUGACGAUGAUCAAGACGGUCCACCUACUCACCGUAGCAAUAACACACAGACGUCGGGUUUUAUGGCGAAUCAAGUCGGUCGAUUCCCGAAUGGCAACAACGAUGUUUCGCCCUUAUUUCGAUUUUCGCAGUCCUCCCAGUUUGGUUUACCUUUCCAAGCGGGCAUGGGCUUCCCGUUCAACAGUGCAGCAUUUCAACAAAACGGAUUCCCACAGCUAAACAAUUUCCAGCAAACUAGCCUUCCGCAGCAGAAUGGAUUCCAGCAAAACAAUUCUCCACAGAAUGGAUUUUUGCAGAAUGGAUUCCUGCAGGGCGGGUUUCCUCAAAAUGGUUUCCAGCAACCCAGCUUUUCGCCGAAUAAUUUUCGGCAAAAUACUUUACCACAAAACGGCUUCCAACAAAGCCUUCUCCAGCAGCAGAACGGCGGAAUUGGUCAAGGAAAUCAGUUCAGCUCGUUAGGACUGCAAAGUCAAUUGGGAGGAAAUGUGGGCCUUCAAAAUCAAUUAAGUGGGAACAGUUUUCAAAAUCAGCUAAGCGGGAACGGUUUUCAAAAUCAACUGGGUCUUCAAAAUCAGUUAGGUUUUUCGCAAAAUCCCCUGGAAUUAGGAUUAUUGCAACAAAACCAAUUGAGUCUCCAAAACCAAUUAGCUUUGAAGAAUCAGCUGGGUGUUCAAAAUCAGUUAGGUGUUCAGAAUCAGUUGGGUGUUCAGAAUCCAUUUCAACUUCAGAAUCAACUGGGGUUCCAGAACCAACUACGAGGGCAACAACAGAGUCCGUUCAGUUUUUCCCAGCAACUAGGGCCAUCUGGUUUUAACAACGAGCUGCUCGUGUCACAACUCGGCCUGAGUAAUCCUCAACUGACUUCAUCCAACUUGGGGUUCGGGCAGUCCAACUUCGGGCUCGGCUUUCCGCAGGGUAACAGUGGACUGUUGUUCUCAAACACGGGCACUGAAUCAGGAUCUUCUUCCACUCGUCCCAUAGGCUCCAACCAAGUCCUUUUGCAAGGAGGUCAGUUUCAAGAAUCUCCUUCUUCGUCGGGUUUGCAAUUCGGAAACGCAAAUCGCUUCCCCUUUGGAACGUCUUCAGCGACGAACAAUCGUUUCUCCAACAAUGGCGUCGGUCGGGGUGAGUCGCAGUUUGGCAGUCAGUUUGCUAGCCAAUUAAAUAGCGAUCCAUUCCUGAGUCAACGACCUCAGCUGCAGUUUUCGGCUAACAACGGACAGCAAAGCAAACAGGUCCGUGAAUUCUCACCGAACGAACGGGCCCUUUCCUUCAACGAUUCCUUCGAUCUUACUAGUCAGUUCCAGCCAAAUAAUCCCCAGCAGCAACAGCAGCCAAUGAAUAAUCCUUUCCUCUUUCAACAACAUUUAUCGUCGUUCAAUAGUCAACCGUUCGUUGGCAACUCCCAACUGUUGCCGCAGAACCAACAGCCGCUACGUCCACAGUUUAACCCUUUUGCCUUAACGCUGGAUCAACAACAGAAACAACAAGGCCAACAACAGAUGGUACCACAGAAAGAAUUUGCGACAUUCAAUAAUCGUCCAGUUCUUCAGCUUCAAACCGUCCCUUUCAGCAACGAUGACGACGACGACGCAAAACCUCUGUUUAACCAUCAAGCUCCUCAGCCGCAGAAACCACAACAGCAGUCAUUACCAAUGCCCAUUGCCAUGACUGACUUUUCGUGCGACGGCCGACCACCUGGUUACUAUGCUGACGUUAAGAACGGAUGCCGAACAUUCCACAUCUGCAUUGACGAUGGCUCUACUUCAGGCCUGAAGAGAUCGUUCGCUUGCCCCAAUGGCACACUAUUCGAUCAAGUGAAUAGCGUUUGCCAAUGGAAAGAAAGUAUGGAUUGCUCCAAAAGUGACCUUUUUUACCCUCGACGUGCUGCAAACACGGCGUCGGCGACGACGUCAUCCAACAGCGAAAUCCGCCCCACAUCGAGCCCCAUAAAUUCGCAGAUACCUUCACCGGUUGGCAAUUUCCCCAGCAGCACACCACCCACCAAUUUAAUGUUUUUUGGCGCUGGACAACCGAGUCCAGCAAUGGGCUCGCUUGACGCCGGGCGUAGUCUUGAAGACACGAGAAGAAAUGCUGAUAACGGAGGGAUUCGAACCAGAAGCACUUUGUAUGCUCCGCCACAAAUUCGACCACCCCUUUUCCGUCCAUCCGAGCGGCUAGAUGAUCUCCGAAAAGCCGCUUAAGUAGAAGGGUAUCAUUGUAAUUCAUAUAUCGUAUUUUAAGCAAAUGGUUAAUGAACGUUUACUUCAAAAUAUGGACCAUCGCCUUCGAUGACUUUGCCAAAGGGUUUUCCGAUGCCCGAUAAAUCUGAUAUAUCAUACCAUUGUUGUAUUAAUAUUAUAAUUGAAACAAAUUGGCGCUUUUCUUUUUGUUUUAAAUGUGUCAUUGGCCACAAUUUACUUCGUCCACAGUUUUUCCCAUUCACACAGCUUAUCGUAUAGCUUCCGGGUCAACGCUCUUGUAACGCAAACUAGUGCUUGACACGGAAAAAAAAAUCUACAUUUGUGCUAAUAUCUCACAACGCAACAAACUUCGAAAUCAUUAUAGACGGAAACUAAUGCGCGUACGAAAGGAAUAAACUGAUCCAAAGUA